This is a messenger RNA of Tauraco erythrolophus (red-crested turaco), 2688 nucleotides long. The record is from RefSeq and is a predicted model, not a curated record. NCBI's taxonomy places the organism in Eukaryota, Metazoa, Chordata, Aves, Musophagiformes, Musophagidae.
UCAAGUGAAGAUAACCAGGCCAAGAGAGAGGAUGAUGCUCUGGCCAAGUGGGUUGCAGAUCCUGCAAAUACAGCAUGGAUGGAAAACCCAGAUGAAGUAAUUUACGAUGAUGUGCCAAGAGAAAAUUCAGACUCUGAACCAGAGGAAAUGAUUUAUGAUGAUGUUGAAAAUGGUGAUGAUGGUGGAAACAGCUCACUGGAAUAUGGGUGGAGUUCAAGUGAGUUUGAAAGCUAUGAAGAGCAGAGUGAUUCUGAGUGUAAAAAUGGAAUUCCCAGCUCCUUUUUGCGAGGCAACCACAAGAGACAUCUUUCUCAUGACCUAACGCGUUUAAAGGAGCAUUAUGAAAAAAAGAUGAAAGAUUUGAUGGCAAACACUGUGGGAGCAGUAGAGAUUCAGCAACUAAAGCAAAAACAUGAGCUGAAGAUGCAAAAGCUUAUGAGAGCUGCUAAAGAAGGUACCAAAGAUGGGCUCGAAAAGACAAAAGCAGCUGUGAAAAAGGGUCGUUCUUUCAUUAGAACAAAAUCUUUUAUUUCUCAAGAUCAUAGAUCAUCAUGUCUGGAAGAAGAGCUAAAUUUAUUUAUUGAUGUGGACUGUAUGCAUACAGAGGCAAUUAUGACUCCUAUGCCUGAAGGAUUAUCACAGCAGCAGGUUGUGAGAAGGUAUAUUUUGGGCUCUGUAGUUGACAGUGAGAAGAAUUACGUGGAUGCUCUCAAAAGAAUCCUGGAGCAAUAUGAGAAGCCCCUUUCAGAUAUGGAACCAAAGUUAUUGAGUGAAAGAAAACUCAAAAUGGUCUUUUAUCGAAUUAAGGAAAUUCUUCAGUGCCAUUCAAUGUUUCAGAUUGCGCUGGCGAGUCGUGUAUCUGAGUGGGACUCUGUUGAAAUGAUUGGUGAUGUCUUUGUUGCUUCAUUUUCUAAAUCUAUGGUAUUGGAUGCGUACAGCGAAUAUGUAAACAACUUCAGUACAGCAGUAGCGAUUCUGAAGAAAACAUGUGCCACCAAACCUGCCUUUUUAGAUUUCUUAAAGCAGUGCCAAGAGUCAAGCCCUGAUCGAAUUACACUAUAUGGUUUAAUGAUGAAACCUAUCCAGCGCUUUCCACAGUUCAUUCUACUAUUGCAGGAUAUGUUGAAGAACACUAACAAAGGACAUCCUGACAGAUUACCUCUGCAGAUGGCUCUUACAGAACUCGAAACACUGGCAGAGAAGUUAAAUGAAAGGAAAAGGGAUGCAGAUCAGCGCUGUGAAGUAAAACAAAUAGCAAAAGCAAUGAACGAACGUUAUCUGAACAAGCUACUCAGCAGUGGAAGCAGAUACCUCAUACGGACUGAUGAUAUGGUUGAGACGGUUUACAAUGACAAAGGAGAAAUUAUCAAAACCAAAGAACGACGACUUUUCAUGUUAAAUGAUGUGCUGAUGUGUGCAACAGUAAAUAUUCGCUCUUCCUGUGAAAGCAGUGGCACCGUGACAACUGGCCAGAGGUAUUUAUUGAAGUGGAGUGUACCACUGGGACAAGUGGAAGUCAUAGAGUAUGGCAGCAGUGAGGGCCAAGGAGACAACUGCAGGUUUCCACCCCAGCACUCUGCUGAAAAUGUCGUCAUUAACUCUAAGCCAAACAAGCUCUAUAUGGGACCAGGGCAACUAUACCAUGAUCUGCAGAACCUUUUACAUGACUUGAAUGUAGUUGGUCAAAUUAGUCAAUUAAUAGGCAGCCUUAAAGGAAACUAUCAGAACUUGAACCAAUCUGUAGCCCAUGACUGGACCUCAGGUUUACAAAAACUGAUUUUGAAAAAAGAAGAUGAAAUCAGAGCGGCAGAUCGCUGUAGAAUUCAGCUGCAACUCCCAGGAAAACAGGACAAGUCUGGGCGGCCCACUUUCUUUACAGCUGUGUUCAAUACGUUUACCCCUGCCAUCAAACAAUCUUGGAUCAACAAUUUACAAAUGGCUAAACUGGCCCUUGCGGAAGAUAACCUGUUAGGUUGGUUCUGUGUAGAAGAUGAUGGGAAUCAAAUCAAAAAGGAGAAACAUCCUCUCCUUGUUAGACACAUGCCAGUGAUGAUGGCCAAGCAACAGGAGUUUAAGAUUGAAUGUGCUGCUUAUAAUCCUGAACCGUACCUGCCUGGUGAAACAGAGUCAGAUUCCUGUGCCAUGGAACAUGGUUUUCUUUGGAUUGGCAGUUGUACUAAUCAGAUGGGCCAGAUUGCAAUAGUCUCAUUUCAAAGCUCCGGCCCCAAGGUUAUUGAGUGCUUCAAUGUGGAAUCACGGAUUCUCUGCAUGGUCUACAUACCAGAGGAGGAGAAACUGAAAGAGCAAAAUAAGACUCUCGACUCUGAAAAUGUUCUUGCAAAAGCUUCUAAUGUGCCUACUAUUUGCCUUGGCAUGGAAGAAGGAAGUAUUUCAGUUUACAAAAGUUGCCAAGGCUCAAAGAAAAUUCGACUUCAACACUUCUUCACUCCUGAAAAAUCAACUGUUAUGAGCUUAACGUAUAUGUCACAAUACUUGUUUGCUGGCUUGGUAAAUGGAAACAUCUCAAUCUACACAAAAGCAGAAGAUGGCACAUGGAACACGGAACCCCAGAAGAUAGUUAAACUGGGGGUUCUGCCUGUUAGAAGUCUGCUUGUGAUGGAGGAGACCAUUUGGGCUGCAUGUGGUGGACAAAUUUUUAUCAUCAGCACUGUGACACAUUCAGUAGAG